AUGUGUAUAUUAUUAGGAUAUAGAAACACAUUGUUAAGUGUAUUUAUAUUAGUAAGUGUGGUACUAUUGACUAAUGCAGCAAGAGGUAGACAGCGAACACAUAGAUCAUUUUUACAAAGAGACCAACCACGGGGACCAAAUGUGUGUGGCUCAAGAUUUCGACGAGUGUGUUGUUCGGGCUGGUUAAGACCUCGGGGAAGUCGUCACUGCAAUAUUCAACUUAAUCUUAAAACAAACGAUGUCCAAAGACCAGACAUGCAAAAUAGCUCCUCAAGUCACAUGCUAAUUAGCUAUAGACAGAGAUCUUCAAAAUGCUCUGGAGGUUGUAAUGGUGGAAGGUGUAUGAAACCAAAUCUCUGUUUUUGUCCAAACAGACAAAUAUCAAGAACAUGUAGUUCUAGAGACAAAUCAACUGUUAAAUGUACUCAAGGCUGUGAAAAUGGAGGGCGAUGUACUGGUGCAGAGCGAUGUUCUUGUCCGUAUGGUUUUUCAGGAAAUCGAUGUGAACAAGAUUAUCGAACUGGACCCUGCUUCACCCAGAUCUCUAAUAAUAUGUGUCGUGGACAACUCACUGGUGUUGUUUGUACUAAGAUUCUAUGUUGUUCUACUAUUGGUAUUGCCUGGGGUCAACCCUGUGAACAAUGUCCUGCUCAACGUCAUCCAUGUAGACGAGGUUACAUUCCAAAUCCACAGACCAAUUCUUGUCAAGAUGUGAAUGAAUGUGAAGCUAUACCUGGACUCUGUGUUGGUGGUAACUGUGUUAAUACUCAAGGAUCUUAUAGAUGUGGUUGUAAAGAAGGUCAGAUCCAGAAUCCUGUCACUCAAGUUUGUGAAGAUAUAAAUGAGUGUCGACUGAAUCCUGGUAUAUGUAGAGUAGGAACCUGUACCAACACCGAAGGAAGUUAUUUCUGUACCUGCCCACCAGGAUUUGAAACAUCACCAGAUAGAUCUCGCUGUACCAGUAUUCGAAGAGGAUUUUGUUAUAGAAGUGUAGUCGGUAGUAAUUGUCGAAAUAGAAUACAGGAACAAACUUCACUAAAAGACUGUUGUUGUACAAUUGGAAAAGGAUGGGGUCAAGGUCAAGUUUGUCAACCUUGUCCAUUAAAGGGUCAAGAUAUAGAUAUGGAAGAGGUAAAUCCCAAUGUACUUCGUCUUGGCUGUAUUUCUCUCAUCAACGUGAAUUGGAAAGAUGCUUGGGAAAGAUUAUGUAGGAGUACAGAACCACUAACAGAGUUUGUAGAUGAAUGUUCUAUAUUUGAUAAACUAUGUCAGAAUGGAAGAUGUAUAGAUACACCCGAUUCUUUCCGCUGUGAAUGUAAUCCUGGUUUUAAAAGUAAUGCUGCUGGAAAUUGUAUCGAUAUAGAUGAAUGUCUACUACCGGGAACCUGUAACAAUGGUCGCUGUGUAAAUACACCUGGGAGUUUUACCUGUCGAUGUCCAGACGGUUUUACUUUGGACAAAUCUGGAUUAUUCUGUUCAGAUAUGGAUGAAUGUAAAAAAGAUGGAAUGUGUCCCAAUGGUAUAUGUAUUAAUAUGGACGGAAGUUAUAAAUGUCAAUGUAAACCUGGAUAUAGACAGUCGUCUAACAGACAAAUUUGUUAUGAUCUGAAUGAAUGUACAGAAAAUGGUAGAUUAUGUGUCAAUGGUGAAUGUAGAAAUACAGAGGGUAGUUAUUACUGUGAAUGUAACCCAGGUUAUAAACUCUCACCAGACGGCGCCUUCUGUUCAGAUUAUGAUGAAUGUAGAACAACUGGAAUGUGUACCAAUGGAAUGUGUAUUAAUAUGGAUGGAAGUUUUAAAUGUAUCUGUAAAGUGGGAUUUACUUUAGCUCCUGGUGGAGAAGUUUGUAUCGAUAUUAACGAAUGCAUUGUAAACAGAGAUAGUUGUGUCAAUGGACAAUGUAUUAAUAAUCAAGGUAGUUUCAGAUGUGACUGUGCUGAUGGGUUUACAUUAGGUCCAGACGGUAGAACCUGUCUUGACACCAAAAGAGACUUCUGUUUCCCGGAAAUAAGAAGUGGGCGAUGUGUUAACCCCGUGGAAGCUACUGUAACCAAGUCAGUAUGUUGUUGUAGUAUGGUCAGGCCUGGAGUAGCAUGGGGUUUAGCAUGUGACCGAUGUCCAAGUAUGAACGAUCCGGACUAUAAACUAUUGUGUCCUAAUGGUAACGGUAUGGACCAUGAUGGAAAAGAUAUAAACGAAUGUAUCAUGUUCCCUGGUAUUUGUGAAAAUGGUAAUUGUGAAAAUGUGAAAGGAGAUUAUCGAUGCAUUUGUAACAAUGGUUACGAAAUAACCAGAGGAGGCAAGAAAUGUCGAGAUAUCAAUGAAUGUGAGAGAGACAGGAGUAUAUGUGACGGUGGUAAAUGUAGAAAUACACCAGGAAGUUAUAGAUGUAUCUGUCCUCCUGGUUUAAUCUUUGAUUCUACAUCAAGAAUGUGUGUAGAUGUAAAUGAAUGUCGUGAAAAUCCGUGUAUAAAGGGUCAAUGUAUAAAUGUAGCUGGAAGUUUUAAAUGUAAAUGUUUAACACCUGGUACUAUUUUGGACCCCACAGGAAGAAUUUGUCUGGAUAACAAACGAGGAGCGUGUUGGAGAACUAUUAAAAAUGGUGUAUGUGAAGAUAACAUAGAAUCUAUGUUAUUAAAAGGAGAAUGUUGUGGUAGUAUUGGUAAAGCAUGGGGUAGUCCUUGUGUACCAUGUCCAACACAAUCUGAACUGGCCUGUCCUAGAGGUUACGCUAAUCGACUUGGAUUGAAUUGUGUUGAUAUAAACGAAUGUGAACUGUUCCCUGGUAUCUGUGAAGGUGGUGGAACAUGUGUUAAUUUAGAAGGAUCAUUUAAAUGUACAUGUGAUUUUGGUUUAACUUUAGAUCCAACUGGACUGCGAUGUGUUGAUAUGAGAAGGGAUCGCUGCUAUCAAGAUUAUAACAGAGGAUUUUGUGUUCGACCAUUAAUGGGAGCUUACUUACGAAGUGAUUGUUGCUGUAGUAUUGGUGGAGCCUGGGGUGAUCCAUGCGAACCAUGUCCGACAAGACAAACUGAUGCCUAUGAGAAACUAUGUUCUAUGAUACCAGGCCGGGAAGGUACUAUCCCAGGAGUAGAAAUAAAUGAGUGUAUGAUGUUUCCUGGGUUAUGUAUGAAUGGACGAUGUAGAGAUACAAUUGGAAGUUUCCAGUGUACCUGCGACUCGGGCUUCGCUUUAGAUGACAUGGGUACCAACUGUACAGAUAUUGAUGAAUGUAGAAUAUCUUUAACCGGUGUAUGUGCUAAUGGUCAAUGUGAGAACACAUUGGGAGGAUUUAGAUGUAUUUGUGAUCCUGGAUAUGAAGGGGUUAUGAUGGAUACUAUGUGCAUGGAUAUCAACGAGUGUGACCAAGAUUCUACAUUAUGUCGUGGUGGUGCAUGUGUUAAUACUCCUGGUAGUUAUAGAUGUGAUUGUCCAGACGGUCAUCAGUUAAGUGAAGAUGGAUUAUCUUGUACAGAUGUAGAUGAGUGUGGAACUGACAGCAGUAUAUGUUCUAACGGACAUUGUGUCAACUUUAUGGGAGGUUACCAAUGUAUUUGUAGUCAAGGAUUUGUUCCAAAUGAACUAAAAACUACAUGUAUAGAUGCUGAUGAGUGUAGAGAUAGAAAUGGUGGUUGUGCUGAUAGAUGUAUCAAUACACCAGGAAGUUUUAAUUGUGCUUGUGAAAAUGGUUACACCUUGAUGAUAGACGGUAGAACAUGUAUUGAAUGGUCUCCGGUACGAUCUUGUCCAGUACCAAGUCGGAUACCGGAUAGGCGGAUAAUUAGAAAUAUUAGCGUUGUGGAAAGGGAUACAGGGGUGAUAUACCUAGUGGCGUCAGGAUAUCCGAUAGUGACAGGCUUUGUAUUUUUCCACUCUGUAGAUAUUGACGAAUGUAAAGAUAGAGAUACCUGUAAAGGCGGUAAAUGUAUCAACCAACCAGGAACUUAUAGAUGUUCUUGUGAUGGUGGAUUAACAAUGUCUAUUGAUCAACAACAGUGUCUAGAUAUUGAUGAAUGCUUCUUGAACAGAAACCUGUGUUUAAGUGGAUACUGUCAGAAUACCCAUGGAUCUUUUAUUUGUAAAUGUGAGAAUGGUUUUGGUGUAGAUGGCAAAGAUAAUAAUGCUGGUUGCACAGAUAUUGAUGAAUGUGUAACGGGAGAAUCGGCUUGUGAUGAGAAUUCUAGAUGUAUCAAUACUAAAGGUUCCUAUAAGUGUGAUUGUUUACCGGGUUUUACUGGUGAUGGUUAUACUUGUAGAGAUAUAAACGAAUGUGUGCGAGAUAAUGGUGGUUGUAAUAGAGAUGCUACAUGUGUCAAUGGUCCUGGUAGUUUCAGAUGUGUCUGUGAUGAUGGAUUCAAUGGUGAUGGAUUUGAAUGUAGAGAUGUUGAUGAAUGUUCUGUGGAUCCAAACUUAUGUGAAAACGGACAGUGUAUGAAUUUCCCAGGUCUAUUUAGAUGUGAAUGUGAUAUGGGAUUUGCUCCCACUGAAGAUGAAAGAGCUUGUGUUGAUAUAAAUGAAUGCGACAUGUUCCAUAAUUUAUGUGUAAAUGGACGAUGUGAAAAUGUAUUUGGUAUGUUCAGAUGUAUAUGUAAUCAAGGUUAUCAGUUAGAUUUUACUGGAGGCAACUGCACAGAUAUUGAUGAAUGUUUGAAUCCGGACAAUUGUCAAUAUGGUACCUGUAUUAAUAGACGAGGAAGCUAUGUUUGUCAAUGUUCAGCUAAUUACGAACUGAAUCCAACUGGUACUGGGUGUGUCGAUAAGAGAAGAGGAACAUGUUACAUGACAGCACCUUUCUCAACCCGUGGUAGACUAGGUGUUUGUCGAGAUGAGAUAGCUAGUAACGUAGCUAGAGCCACGUGUUGUUGUUCUGUGGGACGAGGUUGGGGUGAUGUUCCUGGUUUCUGCGAAGACUGUCCUCGUAAUGGAACAAGUGAAUACAAUUCAUUGUGCCCUGGAGGUCCAGGCUUCCGACCAAAUACUCUCACCUUGGUGCUAGAAGAUAUCAAUGAAUGUGAAGAAAUAGAUGAUCUAUGUAAAGGUGGCGAUUGUCAGAAUAUGUUUGGAAGUUAUAUAUGUGUUUGUCCCCCUGGCUACCAUCUUGAUGGCACUAUGCACAAAUGUGUCGAUAUUGACGAAUGUCAAGUUGAUGCCGCAUUGUGUGGUCGAGGAACCUGCAUAAAUAGAGAAGGAAACUAUACUUGUAUCUGUCCAGAAGGUUAUAUGCCAAUGGACGGUGGAAGAGAUUGUAUGGAUAUGAGAAAAGAAGGAUGUUUUAUGGAAUAUUUGAAUACUACAAGAAGACCUUAUCGUACCAUCUGUGAAAAUCAAAUAUCCAGCAAUUUAACCAAACGACAAUGUUGCUGUACAGUUGGUGCUGCCUGGGGUAACAGAUGUGAAAUAUGCCCACGAGAACGAUCCUUACAAUACAAAGUAUUAUGCGAGAGUGGGGCUCCAGACAUUAAAGGUGAUGUCAAUGAAUGCGAACUGAUACCUAAUCUCUGUGAAAAUGGACGAUGUAUCAACACAAUUGGAAGCUUUAGAUGUGAAUGUUAUAGAGGAUUUAAUUAUAAUGCUAACCUACAUAUUUGUGAAGAUGAAAAUGAGUGUCGACGAUCGUUACCACCAUGUAUGGGUAAUUCUGUCUGUACCAAUACACCAGGCAGUUAUCAAUGUUCUUGUCCUGAUGGUUAUAAAUUAACAUCUGAUAGACGACGGUGCCAAGAUAUAAAUGAAUGUGAAGAAUUACCUGGUGUUUGUGCUAAUGGAAAUUGUCUCAAUUUGAUCGGAAGUUUUAGUUGUAUCUGUAGAGAUGGCUUUAGAUUGUCACCAAAACGUGACUCUUGUAUCGAUGUUAAUGAGUGUACGUCUAGACCUGGUAUGUGUAGAAAUGGAACAUGUAAAAAUAAAAUGGGAGACUACGUGUGUCUGUGUGAUCCUGGUUUUGAACGAACCUCUCGCGGAGAUUGUGUAGAUAUUGAUGAAUGUAGGACUAUGUUGGGUAUAUGUCUUAAUGGUAGAUGUGCCAACAAAAUCGGUUCAUUUACUUGUAUGUGUCAAGAAGGCUAUGUAUUAUCUAAUGAUGGACUAAACUGUAGAGAUAUUGAUGAAUGUUCUACAAGAAGGGGUAUUUGUCGACAUGGUACUUGUCAGAAUUCGGAAGGAAGUUUCUUCUGUACAUGUUUUGAUGGUUAUAAAUUAGACAGAUCUCGAGAUAGAUGUAUCGGUAAUGUACCUCCUCCAAAUGUUGAUGAAUGUCGAGUGAUACCUGGGCUAUGUUUCAAUGGUAGAUGUCAGAAUACUGCUGGAAGUUUUAGGUGUAUGUGUCCUGCUGGAUUUGUUUUAACAACUGAUGGUCGAGAAUGUCGAGAUAUGAGAAAAGGCAACUGUUACCGCCGGUUUGAGAAUGGUAGAUGUUUAGAACCGCGACCAGUAAAUACAACCAGAGAUCAGUGUUGUUGUACAAAAGGAGAAGCUUGGGGAGGCUACAAUUGUGAAAUCUGUCCAUCCGAAGGGGAUCCUGGAUUUAGACAUCUAUGCCCUGAAGGUUAUGGUUAUGUUAAGAUCAUGCCGGGAGAAAUAAUGAGUGAUGUAAAUGAAUGUUUGAUUCAUCGUGGUAUAUGUGAAGAUGGUGUUUGUGUCAAUACUGAUGGCUCUUUCCGCUGUGAAUGUAGACCAGGUUAUACUCUGGACAUCACUGGUACCAAAUGUGUCGAUGCCAACGAAUGUAUAGAUCGUAAUAUGUGUGGAAAUGGAACAUGUACCAAUAUGAUUGGGGGUUUUGAAUGUGACUGUAGGCCAGGAUUCACUCCAGGAACGUCAGGGAAAUGUGAAGAUGUCAAUGAAUGUGUAACAUCAGCAAACCAAUGUGCUUUCAGAUGUGUCAAUAUACCCGGAUCUUUUAAAUGUGUAUGUCCAAUGGGAUAUAAAAUUGCAGCUGACAAUAUUCACUGUGAAGAUGUAGACGAAUGUUUGACGAGAACCAAUAGAUGUAAAUAUGCCUGUAAGAAUAUUAUGGGUUCUUUCCUGUGUGUCUGUCCUGAAGGCUAUCGUUCUGUAGGAGCAGACGAGUGUCAAGAUAUUGAUGAAUGUAGAGCUACACCAGGUUUAUGUACCAAUGGUCGAUGUAGAAAUACACAAGGUGGCUAUCGGUGUGAUUGUAAUAGAGGUUACGACCUCAGUCCAGAUGGAAAACGAUGUUUUGAUGGUAGAUCAGGAUAUUGCUAUCCCACACUGCUCAAUAAUAGAUGUGAGAGAACCAGGACCUCUCAGAUAGCUACUAAAUCAGAAUGUUGUUGUGGACUUGCUGCUGCCUGGGGACCACGUUGUGAACGAUGUCCUAGAAUGGGAACAGUUGGUUUUAAACAGUUAUGUCCGAGUGGUCCAGGUUUUACUCCAGAUGGAAAAGAUAUUGAUGAAUGUAUUGGUAUGCCUGGUGCCUGUACUAACGGUAGAUGUUUUAACACUAUGGGAUCAUAUCGAUGUGUUUGUAAUCCUGGUUACAAAGCUGACCCAUCUGGAAAGAUGUGCACAGAUAUUGAUGAGUGUGCUCUUGUGCCACCUAAAUGUGAUGGUAACUGUAGGAACACUAUUGGAAGUUUUAUAUGCUCAUGUGAAAAGGGAUACUCACUGUCGAUUGAUGGACAUACAUGUCAAGAUGUCGAUGAAUGUCUGAUGAAUCUACACAAUUGCCGCAAUGUUAAAUGUAUAAACACAGUGGGUGGGUUUGAUUGUGAAUGUCCAGAAGGAUAUCGACGUGGUUCAACUGGAAACUGUGAAGAUAUCGAUGAAUGUUUUGAGAAGGUCGAUCUAUGUUCCCCAGGAACAUGCCGUAAUACCCCUGGUGGUUUUAAAUGCAUUUGUCCUAGAGGCUAUAGGCUAGACAAGACAGGACAAAAAUGUUUAGAUCUAGAUGAAUGUGUUUAUGAUCUAGAUGAAUGUGUUUAUGAUGAAAAUGAAUGUGCUGAUGAAUAUCUGUGUGGAUUUGCUAUCUGUAUCAAUUUACCAGGUUCAUUUGAUUGUGAAUGUUCUGGUAGUGGGGUUUAUGAUUUUGAGCAUGGAUCGUGUGAAAAUGUAAAUGCUUGUGGUGGAAGUCCAUGUCUAUUUACAUGUUCAGCAUCUCUUAAUGGAUUCCAGUGUGGUUGUCCUUCUGGAUUCCAACCCAUGGGUCCUGGACACUGUAUAUCAACUAUAACGCCACCCGUAGGAGGUGGAAUACCCACCUAUCCCGGCGGUGUACAGUUACCCCAUGUACCUGCACCCGAAGGAAAACUACCCGGGGGUGAAGGAUGUUAUCAUUGUGAUAAAGAUUUUGGUGAUAUACCACUGUCUAAAAGGAAUAGAAGAAGUACUGAAGAAGAAGAUGACGAUCUCAAUAUGUUAAUCAAUAAACACUAUAUCAAACAGAGAGCCGAGAAAUACUCCAGAACUAAACGAGAUACGCUGAAAAGAGAACAUUUAAAGAGACACAGAGAAAUGUCUGGAAAUACCACUAGACAAGCAACACCGAUUCACUCACAGAAUUCAACCGAAGGACCAUUAGAAUUGAUUAUAGAUCGAAAACAAACGAGACCUAAAGCCCGAGUACUUAAAGUAUUACCGUCGCUCACUGCCUUAAAUAAUAAUGUUAGAUACAAGAUAAUUAAAGGCAAUGUAGAUGGUUUAUUUUCCAUGCAUAAAAAGAAGGGAAUAAGUUCUCUUCACUUUACAAGACGCCUUCACAAGUCGACAGUAUUCAAUUUAGAUAUAUUAUGUAGCCCCAUAAUCAGCGACUUGGAUAUCGAUGAAACUUUCGUGCAUUUACAAUCAUUUGUUAUUCAUUUAAAAAUUCGUGUUCAAUAAGUGCCUUUUUAAUAACCGAUGAUAUUUAAAAAGAUAGGGCAGAAUAAUGAUAUUUUACUAAAUUUACGAAUUCUUUCAAUUAUUAUUUUAAAGAAUUACUAAAAGACCUGGAUCCAUUCAAACCAACCGGAAGCCAUAUAACUGAUUUCCGGUUUGAUGAAUCCCUGGAAGCGAUUGGCUCUUAUAUCCUUCUAUCCGGCUUACAAUGUGGGAUUUCUUUGAACAGAAUCUUUCUUUGUGUUUCAUAGUUAUUGUUGUUUUUUCUCUCAGAAUUUAAUUACUUUUGAAUCUUUACAGCUUAUAACGGAAGCCAUUGUAUAAAUUUGUAUCAUUGUUUUUUAUCCCAAUUUUAGCAUAUAGUGCUAUGAUUUUUUUUCAAUACCCAUAUAUAUAUGUAAUGUUUGUAAUGUUUAGUAUUUUUAUGCUGGAGAACCCAUUGAGUCGCAAUACACGUCCUAAUGUCUCGUUAAUUCGUUAAUACUGGGACGCGGCAGUUCAGAUUUGAUCAACCUGGUGCGAUAAAGAUUUGGUCAGAUCGACCUGGCAGAAUAGUCGGACUUUAGCGACUGACGUCAUUACGAAAACUCCGACUAAUUGUUGGAUUAAGUUGACCCACAUGGUGUAUUAUUAUGUGCCUUUUAUAAACCUGAUUCUUUUAUAUGCUUUUAUUAUACUCUUUUUAUAUCUAUUUAUCAUCUAAUAAACAAUCAUUGUAAUAUAAA
Molecule: messenger RNA, 9560 nt
Organism: Lottia gigantea (owl limpet)
Lineage: Eukaryota; Metazoa; Mollusca; Gastropoda; Lottiidae
Exons: 68
Coding region: 1-8838 (2945 amino acids)
Molecular function (GO): calcium ion binding
Source: RefSeq, a predicted model, not a curated record